Messenger RNA from Pleuronectes platessa (European plaice), 2303 nucleotides. RefSeq lists its product as uncharacterized. The transcript has 5 exons. Lineage: Eukaryota; Metazoa; Chordata; Actinopteri; Pleuronectiformes; Pleuronectidae. The record is from RefSeq and is a predicted model, not a curated record. The coding region runs from base 261 to 905 and encodes 214 amino acids.
UGAAACAGGUAAACCCUGAUGACAUAAUCAGAAAAAAAUGAACCUCAGGUCCAGUGAGGAGGAGAAGGAAGAGGAAGAGGAGGGAUCACAUAAUCACCACCUCUGUCAGUGUCUGUGUGUCACUCUCUGCUGGGAACCAUCUAGCAGCGUUAACGAAGCUGGUGCAGGAGGAUCGACAGACAUCUCACAUCUGUAAGGAAUGAUAGGAGUCCUGAACACCAGCAGCAGAGUGUGCACACGAGGAUCCCUGAGCUGGUGGCAUGGAGGAAGCCUACAGUGAACUGUACCAGCAGUUCCUCCGCCUGAGGUCGCUUUGUCUGAGACAAGCUGCUCUGUUGCAUCAACUCACAACAGCCCUGCAGAAACAGCAAGGCGCCACUGUUCCUAAUGGAGAGUUAAGCUACAUGCUGUCCAUCCCCUUCCAGGGCAGCCAAGCAAUCCCUGUGCUCAUCCCUGAAAAGCUUCAACCGAUGAAGGAAGCACCAAAGUGUUGCGACCAUCAGGUCUCCAGAAAUGUGUACACUUUUUCGGAUCUUCUCGUGGAAGAUAUGUCCAAGCUCUGCAUGGAUUUGCCUCUGCGGAGUGAGGAGGAUGGAAAGUUGGAGCCGAAGGUUGCACCUCUGUCAACAGUGGACCCCUCCAGACCGCACGGAGCCUUAUCUGGUGAAUCAAAAACUCCAGGGCAGGCAGAUCAUCGUGGUAGAGACAGGACUGUGCUCACACCGAGGUUUCCUGCGUCAGACAGGGGGUCCCGUGUCAUGGACUUCAUGAGCCAGCCCGGUGGGUUACUGAUGUCAGACGUGGCGCUGCAUUCACAUGUCUGCGACUUCUGCCAGGCGGUUUUCCCCGGAGACACAACCACCAAAGGAGAGUUCAUACGACAUCUUCACACCCACAUCAGCUAGACGGUGCGGACCAUGCAUCUGGUCCUGAUAGAUGAGUGAUGAGUGUUUGCAUGAUGUGGUGGAGUAGGUAAAUCUUAGGUAACCUGAUCUCUGGAAACAACAGAGUUGCAGUUUGCCUGUGAACUGAACUGGGCAGAUUGUUCUUGAGGGUGUAAAGUGCAGGGUUGAAAUAGACUCCCUGUGCUCACAUCUAUAUUCAGUGGGGACAUGUUGCAUUUUAAAAGACAUAGUAAACCUAAAUUACACAACAUUAUAUCUUCCACUAUAUAGCCAUGGUUUGAUUAGUCAAUGUUUCGAGAUGUCCUUCGCUGAGAUUUAUGCCUUUACAUGAAUGCAUGAUAACAGAAUUUAAUUUGUUCUGCUGACAACAUUGAAGUAUUACAUACAACUAAAAUGGCUCUGAACACAGCACAUAAGUCUGCUAAUGCCCAACAUCAUUAAAAUUCACUAGAUCUUGAUUUUUAUUUAGAUCUGUACCAUUUUACACACACCCAUAAAUAUCAUAAAUAUCAGUACCCUUAACAUGACUGAUUUGUAUAUUCUACAGCCAUGAAUAAUUGUCUGGGAGAUCAAGGAAAAUGUUGCAAAAUGUCCUACCUCGCAAUGUUUGAGCAAUUAAAAAUCAGUCCUUGAUCUGCCCCCAGAUCACAAUCAAGACCAAAGAUUUAUGAGAUCUUUCCUGACCCAUCCUUCCACCAAGUUUAAUGGUAAUCAGCCCCAUAGGUCUUAUGUAAUCCUGCUAAAUUACAGACAAACGAACAAAACAGAUGUAGAAAACCACAUCUCUUAUUCAGUUAUUCUGAACUCUCUACAGACAUGUCAGUAUACAGUUCCUACAGAGACUUCCUUAAACAUUAACCAAAGCCAACCCACUGUUAAACCGUGUAAUUUAAGGUGCCUUUCCGAACAGCAGCCUAUUAUAGGGUGUAUUCAUGUCCAUAUAGUUCCUACUCUGAACAUUUCACUUUGUAACCACUCUUGUAUUUUACCUGUCAUUUAAAAUCAUCAAUAUUUCAUCUAGACUGAUUGUGAUCACCCCGGGUGUUACUAUGGUACCUGUGACUUUUGCAUCUUUAAGUACCAAGAAAUACUUUCAGACCUCACAAGAUAUGUGUUUGAUGAACACCCUGACGAUGAGCAAAAGUAUAAAAUACAUAAAAGCAUCUUCAGAGGAUUAAAGAAUAAACAAACAAAUAAUCUGUCAUGUUUAGGUAUUUAAAUCUGAGAUAUUAUUGUAGUUGUUUUGAAUGGUUAUUAUGAUGGAAUAAUUCAGUGAUGUCAGCAUUGUACAGUGGCAUACGUCUUGUUUAUAUUUAAGCAACUGCUUGAAGGAGUUUUUGUUUUGCUCUCACUUCGUUGUUGGUUAUGAAUAAUUAAAAAGUUGUCAGUUGACUCUAA